ACAUGAGAAAGUCAAAUCAGGAACAAAAUGGCUGCUGCCGGGGACGAAGCUACUGCAAUGGAUAGCAUCUCCAGGGCACCAGCGGCUCAUUCAGCGGUUCUAAACCCGACGGCAAGCACAAGCAGUCAGGCUGAAGGCCCGGAGGAUGCAACGAGCAGCCCGGCGCAAGCUCCCAAAAAACCCCACAACAGUGAUGGUGGUGUGGAGACAGCAGAGGAGGCUGUGGAGCCUGCAGAGCCUGAUAUCAAUGAACUGUGCUCUGAUAUGUUUGAAAAGAUGGCCGUCUUCUUGCAGGGAGAACUCACAGCCACAUGCGAGGAUUACCGUUUGUUGGAGAACAUGAACAAGUUAACCAGUCUGAAGUACAUGGAAAUGAAGGAUAUCAGUAUCAAUAUCAGCCGGAACCUGCAGGAUCUCAACAACAAAUAUGCGAGCCUACAGCCUUAUUUGGACCAAAUAAAUCAGAUUGAAGAGCAAGUGUCGACUCUUGAACAAGCUGCUUACAAACUGGACGCCUACUCUAAAAAACUGGAGGCCAGAUUCAAGAAACUGGAGAAGCGAUGAGGACGACAACAAAGAUGAAGGCUGAAAUUAAUGGUACCUUCUCACCUUUCACCUUUCACCCUGCCCUGCUGUCGUCCCUCCUUUGCCAGUGUAGCCAGGAGCUGCAGGCAGGAUGUUAACUGAGACUGAAACAACAAACUGUCAGAGCCACUUUGACACCUCAAAUGAACUAAGGUGGAAGCAGCUGAGGGCUCACAAAUUAGUACCGCAGCACUUGGCUGAAGCUUUAUUUUGUUUUUGGCAGCAGACAUGCAGCAAAGACAUAUGUGAAUACAUGGUGAACAUCAAAGUUGAAUAAAUCAGCUAAACCACCUUCAGAGUGUACUAAUCCAAUGAUAAAGACGUAUAAACUCAGCAGACUGGCAGGUUCUUGUACCAGUACAGUAUAUAAGUAAGCACUCAAAACGUUUAGCAUAGAAUUAGUGCCCUGAAAUCUACAUCCAGAUGAUGUGUCCUUUUAGUUACAGAUCUGAGCAGUGUGAACAGCAUCACAUUCUGUUCAACUUAUUAAGAAAGGAU
Molecule: messenger RNA, 1083 nt
Organism: Solea senegalensis (Senegalese sole)
Lineage: Eukaryota; Metazoa; Chordata; Actinopteri; Pleuronectiformes; Soleidae
Gene: bloc1s2
Product: biogenesis of lysosomal organelles complex-1, subunit 2
Exons: 5
Coding region: 28-564 (178 amino acids)
Biological process (GO): lysosome localization; endosomal transport
Cellular component (GO): BLOC-1 complex; gamma-tubulin complex; BORC complex
Molecular function (GO): gamma-tubulin binding
Source: RefSeq, a predicted model, not a curated record